Molecule: messenger RNA, 2583 nt
Organism: Lepisosteus oculatus (spotted gar)
Lineage: Eukaryota; Metazoa; Chordata; Actinopteri; Semionotiformes; Lepisosteidae
Product: tumor necrosis factor receptor superfamily member 6
Biological process (GO): necroptotic signaling pathway; activation-induced cell death of T cells; immune response
Cellular component (GO): membrane raft; CD95 death-inducing signaling complex; external side of plasma membrane
Molecular function (GO): protein binding; tumor necrosis factor receptor activity
Source: RefSeq, a predicted model, not a curated record
AAAACAAAAUUAAAGCAGUUCUAACCAAUCGCGGACUGUGGGAUUGCACACGCUGAAGUGUACUGAAAACAGGAAGAACGACUCUGACAGCGGCCGGGUCUAAACGUAUGUUUGAAACAUGAAGAAAAUCAUCGUGAGCAAAUUUACUCUGCUGUUUUUCUGCACUUUGUGCUGUGCACCUUGCUGGGCCGAGAGGACCGCCGGGCUCAACCAUCGAUUUCGGAGACAAGAUGGUAGUAAUCGGAAUAAAGAGCAACCCGUCGAGAUCCGAUGCUCUAAGGGUGAACAAUUCAACAACAUAAAAAAUGAAUGUGAGCCCUGCCCAGAGGACACGUACAUGGAGGAUGAACACAUCGGUGAAAAAUGUUUAAACUGUGACAAAUGCGAGGCAGCUGCUUUACUGGAAGAGGAGUCACAGUGUACUAAAACUCAGAACAGGAAGUGCAGAUGUCAAGAACAUUCAUACUGUCCCAGUCCACCUUGUAAACAGUGUCACCGUUGUAAAACUUGUGAAGGCCGUGUUGCCCAAACAUGUACAAGAACUAACGAUACAGUCUGUGGAGAACGAGGUUCGACUUCAGUGAUUGCUCCAGUUAUAAUUACAUGUAUAGUACUGCUUUUAAUAGUUGGUAUUGGAAUUCUGUGGAAGAAGAGACUAUACUGUUUUGGUAAUCGCAACAAAAGGGAACAUCAGAACAUGGAACAAGAAAAUAGAGAGAAUCUCCUGAACGCACCAGAACCAGGUGUUAACCUGGAGCCAUUCUUGUACCAGAUUGCUGACAGAGUUGAACUGAAAUACAUUAAGCAGCUGGCAUUGGAGAGUGGAAUAACUCCGGCUAGGGUGCAGAUGAUCAUGUUAAACGAUCAACACGACGCGAGAGAGCAAGGUGUUAAUCUUUUGAAGGAGUGGAAUCAGAGGCGAGGGCUUGCCAAUGCCUUUCCUGAUCUAAUUGAACAGUUAAGAAAGAUGAAGCUGAACAAAGCUGCAGAUGAGCUGCAGAGUAUAAUUGAGAAACAUCAUAGCUCCAUAUAGUUUUCUUUCACCAUCUUUGCAGAAAACACAGUUGUACAGGCACCUUAGCUGUUACCAUUGUUAAAAAAAAACUAUAUUUGUAUAUAGCUUUGUGUCUUAGCUUAGAAUAAUGGAUUAUUAGUGAUUAAUGAUGUGUAAUAAAAUGAUUUCAUUAUUUUUUUGGAACUUCUGAAUUUACAAGUGCCCCCUGGGGGCUUGAAAGAGAUGGGCUCAUUACAUCAAUGAAAAAAUCUAUUAUGCAGAGGUCAGGUAACACUUCUGAGAAAGGACUCCAGGAGGUGCUGUUGUCAAAUAAUUUGCCUGGAAAGUCCCAAGUGUGCACCCGGCACAAACCAGACCUUACUUAGUUUGAAGAUGAAAAAGGUCCCUUUUUCAUGUCUUCUGCAACAUGUUAUACAAAGUAAAUGUAAAAGAGCUUAAUUGAAAGGAGAAGUUCAUAAUUGAAUUUAUGAGGAUGACGCUAGGAUGGGUGCCAUGAAACAAAAUGAACUGCAAAAUUCAAAAUGUCCAUAGCUGAGGAGAUGUAAUAUGACAGUAACGCUCCCCUUGUGCAUCGAUCGACUUCUGCAGGUCAUACUACAGGUGAAGGGCUGGAACAGCACAAACAUAUGAAGCAUCUUUAUUUAGGCUCUGCACCCUCUGGAAAUGAGUGUUCAAUGCAUGAACAAGUGGAUGCUGGUGUGCCAGGAGCCUGGUUUCCAAAAUUAGAUGAACAUUUGAUUGCUGAGAGUCCUUUUAAUGGAGGGAACUGACAAUUAAAGAGUGCUUAUUGGAGAUACACCUCUACUGGCUAUGUUUAACUGCCUUAGAAGCCAGAUAGUCCCCUGUAUCAGAGAGUUUCAAGGUUGGCAGUGUUACCAGCAGGACUGAGAUAUUGGGUACUGAAAAGGUGGCAGGAGCUCCGGUGGUGAACCAAGCAGAAGCACAGUGCAGCGCAGGUGAGAGGAGAGGGGCAUCAUCACCCUCACAGCAGCAGCGCUGGAGAGGCAGGGAGAGAGCAUGAUCCAUCCACAGCAAGUGACAGGUGUGCCACAAGGUCUGGACACUGGAGCUGUAAUCUCUUUCUCAAGAGCCUCACAACUCUACAUCCUUGGACAGGCAGAGAAAUAAUUAUGGAACUCUGGUAGUGUGAUCGCUCAGUAUAAUGGUAUCUGGUUUGGUAUCUGUACAGAGGAUUGAUUUUUUUUUCCUGGAAAAAACUACACAUCUUACUGUGGUAACUUUUUUCCACUAAAUACUAUAGAUAAAUUCUGUAAAUAAAUCCUGUUGCCUUUUAUUUAAAUAAUACAGUAGUUACUCUCACUUCCCCUUCUCAGACGAGACAGGCACUGUGGCAACUCUUUCAUGUCAGAACAGAUAUCUGAUGACGUUCCUGCGCUGCGUGUUCAUUUGUUCAUUGCUUGCAUCAUCACUAGAUCUUGUGACCUAAAAAAUAACUGUCAAUUUUCCACAUGAAAUGGCACUUAAAUUGUAUUUUACAAUUGUACCAUAAUUAUUUUAUACAUUUACUAAGUUGUAUUCCUAACCUAUUAAUAGACAACUAUCACUGA